UAAUAGUCCCCAAAUUUGAUGCUUUAUACACAUUUAAAAAGGCACUUUAAAUAUUAUUCUUGAUUUCUAAUUUCAUAAACUUUUUUUAUUUCCUCUUUAUUCCUUCCUGUCAAAAAAUAUCCCUCACUCUCCCUUUCCACCUAAAAAAGAUCUUCAUUCCUCCCUCCAUUAGUAAAAAAUCUCCGCCCCGCCGCUGAAACAACCACAAAGCGCCUCCAUCAAUGGCGUCGUCGGCGUUAAUGUCUCAACUCCGUUACUCCCCUCUAUCUUCCUCCACCACUCGUCAAUUCUCUCCUCUCUCCACCAACCGCCUUCCUCCCUCAAACUCCUUCUCUUACCCUCUCAAUCACACUCUCAAUCUCCGGUUAAACUCCGCCUCCGAUCACCUUCCCCGUCACCUAAGCUUCGCCUCCACCGAUGGAGGAGGGGGUGCAGGAUCUAUCGGCGGUAACAGCAGCGGCGGCAGCGGAGGAGGUUGGAACUCUGGCGAUGGUGGAGAUUCAUCCUCGAAUUCCAACAACGACGGUGGCGAUUCCUCAUUUUGGGAAAAACUAGGGUUAAUCGGAAUGUUCAUCAAAGGAUGGAAAUCUAGGGUUUUAGCCGAUCCUCAAUUUCCGUUCAAAGUAUUGAUGGAAGAACUCGUCGGCGUUACAUCUUGCGUUAUCGGCGACAUGGCAUCUCGCCCUAAUUUCGGUCUCAACGAACUCGAUUUCGUCUUCUCCACAUUGGUCGUAGGUUCGAUCCUCAACUUCACCCUAAUGUAUCUUCUAGCACCAACCGCAGCUUCAUCUGCAUCUGCGUUACCCUCGAUCUUCGCGGGUUGCCCGAAUAGCCACAUGUUCGAGCCCGGAUCAUUCGGGCUUAUGGCCCGAUGCGGAACCUUUGUCUACAAGGGUGUCAUCUUCGCUGCGGUGGGCUUUGCAGCCGGGCUUGUCGGGACUGCAAUGUCAAACGGGCUGAUUGCUGUAAAGAAGAAGAUGGACCCCACCUUCGAAACCCCGAAUAAGGCCCCACCUACGGUGUUAAACGCCGUCACAUGGGCGGUUCAUAUGGGGUUGAGCAGUAACCUUAGAUAUCAGACGUUGAAUGGGGCUGAGUUUUUGUUGGCCAAGGCGGCGUCCCCGGUGGUGUUUAAGUCGUCCGUGGUGGUGCUAAGGUGUUUGAAUAACAUUCUUGGUGGGAUGUCCUUUGUUGUCCUAGCUCGUUUGACUGGUUCCCAGAGUGUGACACCGGCGGCGGCCGUCACCCCGGCUGGUGGUUUGGACGACGGAGAGGAGAAGGAGAAGUUGGUGGCGAAUUAGUCGACUAUAACAAGUUGGGUGAUUUGAAAUGAGGAAGAAGACGACUACUCAGUUUAUCAGUGAUUUCUCUAGGAGUAUCAUAUGACAUUUUAACUUCUUUGGGGAUUUUGGUUGUUACUUGUUAAUGUUGAGAAAUAAACUGGUUAAUUUCAUAAUUUGUUAGUUUUUAUGGUAGAUUUCUUUGGUAGUAGAAGCAUUAUUAAGCAAUAAUGUAGUAGUACACCCGUAUAGAGCUCGGUUUUUGUGAUCGGAGUGGUCGUUUGGUUAGACGUAGGAAGAAGUAUUACUUCUGAUGAAGUUGUAAUUCUGACAGGCGUAGGAAUGUAUUACUACUACCAAUUUCAGUUCAUGAUUUUUGUUCAAUACUUCAAUAUUGUUAUUUUUGGAGAA
Spinacia oleracea (spinach) is the source of this 1691-nucleotide messenger RNA. RefSeq names its product protein RETICULATA-RELATED 3, chloroplastic-like. Bases 222 to 1301 code for a protein of 359 amino acids. The record is from RefSeq and is a predicted model, not a curated record. The transcript has 2 exons. Lineage: Eukaryota; Viridiplantae; Streptophyta; Magnoliopsida; Caryophyllales; Amaranthaceae.